CCCCGUCUCGACCUCCUCCGUCUCUCCCGCGCGCACACGUCUAGCGGCACCGUGGCACUCGGUACCAUUCGAUAGCUGCGACGAUGGACUUAGUGCUCCUCCGCGGUAAUUCGCCCACGCCCACACCAGAUUGCGCGCGGCGGACUGCGUCCAUGCACGAAAUAUGCACGUCCAUGCUGUCCGGAUGCGCCGGCGAUGGCGCUCGCGAGGCUGCGACGAACUGGCAUCGGCAUACGCCGCUCGGCCGCCCGUCCCUCAUGCACAAGUGCCAACCGUAAACCUCUACGGACACGUCCCACAAGCUGCGGAUGCGCUCGUCGCACCCAGAGCAACACGCCGCUACGUGCGCUAAGCCGCCGCCGGCGUCCUCCGCGCGCCAUGUCUUGCGGACGUUGGCACUCUACGUACUCACUCUACCGUCUCCAGC
Messenger RNA from Trametes versicolor FP-101664 SS1, 427 nucleotides. RefSeq lists its product as uncharacterized. Lineage: Eukaryota; Fungi; Basidiomycota; Agaricomycetes; Polyporales; Polyporaceae. The annotation marks the transcript as partial. The transcript has 2 exons. The record is from RefSeq and is a predicted model, not a curated record.